GGAGAAUGGAGGCCAUUUUUAUUUAUUCGUUUCUUUCUGAUAUUUUUAUUGGCUAUCACUGCAAAUUCUAUUCUCAUAUAUUUAAUCAAAUCUCAAAAGUCUCUUCAUUCUCCUAUGUAUGUAUUAAUAGGUGUUAUGGCAGUUUUAAACUUGAUCUUACCAAUAUUUUUUGUACCUAACAUCAUGCUUCUUAGCUUUUUAUUCAAUUGGGGUGGCAUAUCUCUGACUGGUUGUUUGAUACAAAUGUUUGGCAUUCAUUUUGUUGGAGCAUUUCAAUCUACUUUGCUUUUGUGGAUGGCACUGGAUCGUUACUUUGCAAUAUGCAAACCACUUAAUUAUCAUAAAUACAUGGAAAUUGCUAACUUUUCAAAAUUAGUUUUUGUGCCAUUAAUCAGAAAUGGAUUUCUGAUGGUCACUAUAGUCUCUUUAGCAGGAAAACUGACAUUUUGUAGAAAUAUAAUCGAUCACUGUUUAUGUGAGCACAUGGCAUUGGUUCAGUUAGCCUGUGGAGAUAUAUCUGUUAAUAACAUUGUAGGACUUCUGUCUGCUUUCAUAAUCCCAACUACUCAUUUUAUUCUCAUUACAAUUUCAUAUAUUGUGAUUUUUACCUCUGUGUUUAGAUCUGGUAAGGCUCAUUUUAAGGCCAUAAAU
This is a messenger RNA of Sinocyclocheilus rhinocerous, 651 nucleotides long. RefSeq names its product olfactory receptor 56B4-like. Gene Ontology annotation, biological process: G protein-coupled receptor signaling pathway. Gene Ontology annotation, molecular function: olfactory receptor activity. The annotation marks the transcript as partial. The record is from RefSeq and is a predicted model, not a curated record. NCBI's taxonomy places the organism in Eukaryota, Metazoa, Chordata, Actinopteri, Cypriniformes, Cyprinidae. Gene Ontology annotation, cellular component: plasma membrane. The transcript has a single exon.